Chara braunii is the source of this 5771-nucleotide messenger RNA. The record is from the annotation of a GenBank genome assembly. Lineage: Eukaryota; Viridiplantae; Streptophyta; Charophyceae; Charales; Characeae.
CUGCGGCCCUCCCGACCAUUGUAGGGAAAGAACAAGGGGCCUUUGUCAAGGGUCGAUCAAUUUUUGACAACAUAAUGGCGACAAUGCAGGCUUUGGAAGUAAUAGGAGGAGAAAAAAGGGAGGUGGCUAUGCUAAUGCUCGAUAUGGAAAAAGCAUAUGACAAGGAUAACUUGCUGGCGGAGAAAGUGAUGGCCAGAAUAGCGAACUGGGAAAGGCGGACGUGCUUAUCACUAUUUGGCAGGGCCUUGGUCCUGACUUUUGCGGCCUUCUCACUACUCUGGUAUCCUCUGAUGGUCCACAGGCUGGGACACAUGGCCUAUAAGAGGAUCAAGAGCGCCGCUGCGCGGUAUUUAUGGAAGUCGGCUGCAAACGAAGAACAGGGCUACCUCUUGAAGGUGGCCUGGGAAGUGGUGGCGACCCCCAGGAAGAAAGGGGGUUUGGGAAUUUUGGACCCAGUUCAACAAAACGUCGCCUUACUUGCAAAAUGGCUGAUACAGGCCAUGACUGGAUUGGAUACGAAACUCUGGAUGAAUUUGGCAGAAUAUAUAUUAGGCUCGGAGUGGGGAUUAGAAGAUCACUCCAAGUGGCUAAGGGCAGUCAACCCUAGGAUCGAUUGGCAGAUCCCUAAGGUUGAACUCCCCAAGGAACAGGGGGUGUAUCAGACUUGCAGGAUUGCGGCUGAACACCACCCAAAGACCUCUUGCUAUUGUUUGAGAGCGAGAGAAUUCUAUUCCCUCUCGCGCCAGUACGACCAUGAGCAUCUGUUUUUAGCUCUGGUCAAACAAACGAAGGCUGCACCUGUUUCCUGUCCUCCUGAGAUACAGCAGGUUGUGGAUCAAUAUGCUGAUCUGAUGCAGGAGCCCUUUGGAUUGCCCAACCGACCAACCAAGCAUCACAUCGAGCUGCUACCUAGAGCGGUCCCUCCCAAGGGCCGCAUCUACAUGAUGUCCCUUGCUGAGCUUGAGGAGCUCAGAAAGCAGUUAGAGACCCUGACCAGCAAAGGCUGGAUACGACCGAGCACAUCUGAAUUUGGCGCUCCAGUACUCUUCGUCCCGAAAGGGAAUGGAGAGUUCAGAAUGUGCAUUGACUACAGGAGCCUCAACAAGAUCACUAGGAAAAGUACAAAGCCUAUUCCUAGGAUCGAGGACCUGCUGGAUAUGGUACAGGGCUACACAGUGUUCAACAAAAUCGAUUUCAAAUCUGGUUAUCACAAGAUUGAGAUGGCAGAGGAGGAUGUCCACAAGACCGCCUUCAAAACCAGAUAUGGUACUUACGAAUAUCUGGUUAUGCCAUUUGGACUUUGCAAUGCCCCAGGGACCUUCCAGACUGAGAUGCACCGCAUCUUCAGGCCUUACUUGGACAAGUUCAUGGUUGUCUACCUAGAUGAUAUUCUGGUUCCGGGAUUGAACCUGCAAGACAACCAGGUCUUGUACAUCUACUCUCGUGCUCUGCCCGAGCCCGUUCGUGGACAACUCGUGGCUGAGCCCAAGUCCGGUAAGUAUAACUAUAGGCAAUUUCGGGAUCUGGCUCUCCAACGAGAGCAAAUGACUUUUCAAGUGAAGAACUCUUAUGCGUUUGUUGUGAAGUAUGGUGGUGGUGCAGGAACAGGAAAGCGAGUACUUUGGCGCCAAAAGCGCCAGGACCACACCCUUGUCGUCUUCGAUCACGAAACUGUGGAAAGGUGGCCGUUGGAAGCCGAGGGUGUGGUGACCAACAGUGAUUCCGGGAAGGGGGAAGUCACUGUUACUGUGGUCAACAAGGGAGGACCACGACCGCCAGUUAAGAAGAAGAAGCCACGCUCGUUCCCAGAGCACCCCGGAAUUGCGGCCGGGAAGCCUUGGGAGAAGAUGGGCCUGUCACAAGAAACGUGGCAGGAACGAAUGGACAACGCGCUGUGCCUGAAGUGUGGCAUUGCAGGGCAUGCGAUUGCAUAGUACUUCAGCAAGAUCGGCUUGAAAUCUGGGUAUCACCGGAUUGAGGUGGAACCCUCCGAUCAGCAUAAGACCGCUUUCCGGAUCAGGUAUGGCCACUACGAGUUCGUGGUAAUGCCCUUCGAAUUAACGAAUGCCCCUGCUACGUUUCAAAGGUCAAUGAAUGACUUGUUUCGUCAAUGGAUCGAUAAGUUUGUUAUUGUCUAUCUCGAUGAUAUUCUAGUGUACAAGAAUGGUCUAUGCAGAGGAAAUAAUCUGAAUGCUGAAAAUAUUAUUCAGAGGGUUAUAACCAACUACAUGUCUGCCAAUCAUGCUGUGGAUGAAAAAGGGAAGAAGAAGGCAGAAAGUGAUGAUGAUGAGGAUGAUGAUGCUGAUGAUGACUAUGGUAAAAGAGGGGAUUCCUCCAGAUCCAAGAAGAAUGGAGGGAAUGUUGAAAAAAGGAACAGAGAGAAAAGAAAGUACGACGAGGGACCAAAGAAGAAAUUUGUCUGCUAUUAUUGUGGUGAAGGAGGUCAUACUACCACUUACUGUAAGCCACUGGAAGAGGAUGUGAAGAGUGGGGUAGCAAAGAAGGAUGCAAUGAGUCAGUUUGUGACAGUUCAUGGAACAAAUGAGAUCCCAAACAUCCUGGAGAGUGAUGACGUGCGGUUGGAGUGCGUCAUCUCCGCAAUUAUGGAUGAACCUCUCGUAUCUAUGAUGUUGGCAGAAGCAGGUUUGGUCCUGUUGUGCGUACCAUUGGGGGUUCUCGUGGUUGUGCCAUGUGCCGUGUUUGUGGCUGGUGUGGUCGAGGCGCGGUUGCCUGUGACCGGUGUGAAUGGCAGCGGUGUCUGUCUUGAUCUGCUCCUGUGUGCGAUGUCUGGCUCUGCUGCCAAGGCACUUCUUCUGCUGCCUCUAGCUGCUGCCGGUGUCUUGACUGGGGCGUCGGGGAUCAUGAUGCCGGCGAAUCUGUUUGUGAAUGGAACAUUCUUCAAAGCUGGAUGGUCGUGUGAGGGAGAGGGGGAGGCAGCAGGAGCGGAAGAGGCAGUGGGAGUGGGAGCGGGGGAGGCAGCAGGAGCGGAAGAGGCAGUGGGAGUGGGAGCGGGGGAGGCAGCAAGAGCGAAAGAGACAGUGGGAGUGGGAGCUGGAGAGGCAGCUGGAGCGGGGGAGGCAACGGGAGCGGGAGAGGCAGCAGGAUCAGGAGCGGGAGAGGCAGCGGGAGCGGGAGCAGGGGAGGCAGCGGGGGUGGGAGAGGCAGCAGGAGCGGAAGAGGCAGUCGGAGUGGGAGCGGGAGAGGCAACGGGAACGGGGGAGGCAGCGGGAGUGGGGGAGGCAGCGGGAGCAGGAGAGGCAUCAGGAUCGGUGGCAGAUCGGGCACAGGUGUCUCCCCACGAACGACUGGAUUAUAGACAAAACCAGAUUAGAACAAAAGGGGGUGGCCCUUUCCUGGUGCAAGCUGUGCCUGACAGGUUUCCCAUCUUGGACGUGCAGAGAAACAAUAGAGCACAUCUUCCUGCAGUGCCCGGGAGUGCUGCUGCUGUGGCGAUGGUGGACGUAUCUGGAGGCAGCUGGCGGCGGCGGCAUGACACCGCUGCGGAACAUGUGCAGGAGACAUUCAGUGGUCGCUCCCCUGUGUAUCGGUACCUUGUUGUCGGCAAGAAGGUCGACAACAAGGGGGUCAUGAUGCUGCGUUGCACAUUCUGCAACAACGUGUUCCAGGGUACUCAGUACCAGGCCACGAGACAUUUCAACCAGACGAACUACUGCAAGGACGUCAGCGACGAGGCACUGUACGAGAUUGCACGACAGACUCAACAAAAGUUCGAAUCUGACCACAUGGAGAGGGUUGCCAGGUAUGCCGCAGAGCGUGGACUCGAUGCGCCCCAGGCCGGUGGUGCAAGGGGAGGAGAGGCGGGGCAGCAUCCGGCGGAGGGAGGGGGCAUGGGAGAUGGUGGCCAGGGUGCGCGAGGAGGGACUCCCGGCACAGAGGACGCGCCGGAGUUCCAUCCAGGCACUGGGAAGAGGAUGGUGGACUGGCUGCGGCGAGCAGCCAAGGGGGCGCUGCCUGCACCAACUGGUGUAACGGAGGAUGGUCCUUCGAAGAGGAAGGAAGGAGGAGCUGAUCCGGCUGCUACCCACGCUGGAAAGAGGCUCCGGCAGCAGAAGGUGACUGAGGUCUAUGGUGGCGAGUGGGUUGCUCGCCACAAGAAGACCUUCCUCCGCUGUCUUUAUUCCAGCGGGGUGGCCUUCAAUGCCCUCCGCAACGAGGCAUGGAAGGCAUAUCAACAGGUGCUCCCUGAGCAACCUGGCAGUUUGCCGCGCGAUGUGCUCACUAGCCACAGCGAGAUUGCCAGCAUGCAGGCGGUGGAAACCCACCGUGCGGAGUUGGCGGAGGAGUUGGAGGAGGUGAGGCAACCAUUCUGGGUGACUGGUGCCACCAUUCUCUUUGACGGGAGGAAAUCACGAGACGGGAGACCGAUCGUGAAUUUCCUUGCCGCAGGCUCACGAGGGGUCAUCAUGUACAUGACGAUCAAUCGAGAGGGGGAGCCGGACGAUGAAGUGCACGUCCUUCGGAGAUGGGUCACCAUCUUCCACAAGUUCAGGUUCGGUGGGCCGCAGCGGGUCAAUGCGAUUUGCACUGACUCCGCUUCAGCAUACGUGGGGGCUGCAAGGGCGUUGGCCUCGUCGACCAUGCCUCUUGCAUUGAGGAGGAUCACAUGGCUCCCGUGCUCCGUCCAUGUCUGCAACAAAUUGUUGUCAGACAUGGGGACGAGACACUUUGCAGGGCAUGAUGCGAGGGGACGACUCGCGGGCAUUUGCUUCCAUCCCGUGGUUGCCGAUGUGUGCCAGAUGGCGCGUUGGGUGCGCCGACAGAUCAGAUGGGAUCCAUGGUGGCAGAGGGUUGCCACCAUCGUCCAUAUUAUGGAGCCCGUCAUGCAGUUGCUUAGGCGGAUGGAUCGUGGAGGGCAGUUCAUGUCGCUCAUGGUCGAGUGGGCACAGGAUCUUGUCCACCGUGUGAAGGACGCAUGUGAUCCUUUGAGUCAGUCCUUCACGGACCGGAUCAUCAAGCGUGUGCAGGGCUGCACACAUCAUAUGCUUGAGCCGGCUCACUGCGCUGGGUUUUUACUAAACCCGCGCAGGCGACAUGUUCGUUACUUUUCUGGCAAGGUGGAGGCUUACCAUGCUUGGCUUGUGAGGCAAGCCAAGAGGUACAUUUUGACGCAGACGGGUUUCGAGUUGGACGUUGUGGAUUACAUCGUUGUCUGUCGGCAACUCGAGGACUUCCACAUGCAGCAGGGCAGGUUCGGUGAUUGGGGCGGGGCAAAGGGGCGUGCUCGUGGUCGCCCGUGUAGCGGUGACGCCGAGACGAUCGAGUGCGCGUCUUGGUGGUCCAAGUACGGGGCUGGCGCGUCUGAGUUGCAGCAGUGCGCUCUUCGUGUGAUGCACAUGUGGUCAUGCGCCUCUCCAACGGAGAGGAACUGGGCGGUCUGCGAGGGCAUCCACGCGAAGAAGCGCAACCAGUUGGCCUUCAAGAUGGUUGUGCAGCUCGUUGAGAUCACCGCAAAUGUGCAGUUGACGGAGUAUCGGCGGGCGGGAUGCAGUUAUGUGAUGCCAUGGCAGCGGGACGAGGGCAUGCUCGAUUGUCAGGCAGGCAUUGAGCUGGAGCCGGUGCGCACGGGCACGCGCAAGGGGAUGACGCAGGAGGAGAUUGCCCAGCAGGUUGCGCUUGUUACAAGCGAUCCCAUCGGUGCUUCCGCACCACCCCCUGCCACUGUUGUUUUUUAGCGACGUGCUUGCAUUUUCCGUCCGUACCCCAGGGACGAUGACUCUGGUGACGAGCGGACACCCCAGGCAACAGAUGAC